Molecule: messenger RNA, 168 nt
Organism: Plasmodium vinckei vinckei
Lineage: Eukaryota; Apicomplexa; Aconoidasida; Haemosporida; Plasmodiidae
Product: H/ACA ribonucleoprotein complex subunit 3, putative
Exons: 2
Coding region: 1-168 (55 amino acids)
Biological process (GO): snRNA pseudouridine synthesis; rRNA pseudouridine synthesis; ribosome biogenesis
Cellular component (GO): box H/ACA snoRNP complex; box H/ACA telomerase RNP complex
Molecular function (GO): box H/ACA snoRNA binding; telomerase RNA binding
Source: RefSeq, a predicted model, not a curated record
AUGUAUACGUUAAGAUAUUACUUGGAUGAAAAUGGAAAAAGGGUCUAUACUCUCAAGCAUACUGUCAAUGGAAAUGUAACAUUUUCAGCUCACCCAUGUCGAUUUUCACCAGACGACAAAUUUUCAUCGCAAAGAAUAGCCAUUAAAAAGAGAUUUAAUUUGUUGUAA